This is a messenger RNA of Symbiodinium pilosum, 1038 nucleotides long. The record is from the annotation of a GenBank genome assembly. Lineage: Eukaryota; Dinophyceae; Suessiales; Symbiodiniaceae.
AUGUCCUUCCCCCUUCCACCCAGACUACGUCGGCGCGUGACGGACUUUGAUGUGGAUGAGAAGGUCCUUGGUGACGGUUCCCUGGCUUUGGUGCACGUGGCGUGGGAGAAAGCCGGCGGCAAGCAGUAUGCAUUGAAGGCAUUCGAUCGCCGCCUGCUUCGCAGCAAUCACAAAGAUGCCGAUGUGACCAUCGAGGAGCAUUGCCUGAGAAGAGCGAAUCAUCCUGGAAUCGUCAAGUUGCACGCGUCCUUUCGAGACGAGGAAUGGCACUACUUCACUUUGGAGCUCUGCCCCGGGGGUGAGCUUUGGAACAUGGUCCGGGUUGUGGGCUGCACAGAGAGCCUUGCGAGGCACUACCUUGGCCAGGUUUUUGAAGCUGUCCAGUACUUACGAGAUGCACAAAUCGUCCACCGUGAUCUGAAGGCAGAAAAUGUUCUGAUCGGACCCAAAGGCAACUGCAAGCUCAUCGACUUCGGAUGCGCCAGAGAUCUGGCAAAUCCUCAGGUAAAAGGAGCUGGGACUCGAAACUUCAAGACGGUGAUGGAGGAGUACGUGGGCACGUCCAACUUCAUGGCGCCCGAGGUGGUGAAGAACUUGUCUUCGGACUUCCGAUCCGACACAUGGUCACUGGGAUGUCUGGUGUUCCAAGUGCUCGUUGGCCUCCCGCCUUUCCAUGGAGGGUCUAUCAUACGUGUUUACAAGAAGAUAGGCAAGGGCUUCAUGGAAUUCCCCAGCAACUGGCUUGGAGACGACGCGCGAGAUCUAAUCCACAAAAUGGUGGUGAAGGAUCCAGAUGCCAGGCUUGGGUCAAAGAACCUGCGGGAGGUCGAGGAGCAUCCCUUCUUCAAUGGAAUUCGCUUCGAAGGAGCUUUGCCUGCGGAGGCUCGCCAUCCGAUGGCAGCAGAUGGGUGGCACGGCCUUGACGUGGGCGCGGUCACAAACUGCUCUCUGCCCAGAGGUGCUUGCGAGACUGGAGCGCAUGGCGGAAGUAUCCGACCUGCUGGCGGGCAAGGACGAGGGCCAAACCUCGGACUCUGA